AUGUAUCCGUUACAUGGAGACUUGUUCUCGUGUAAUUGUGCGUAUGCUUUAUCAUACGGCUUGCUUUUGCUUCGUGGAAUUCUCUACGAGGCAAAAAAAGUAGAACAACUUCGGUUGAAAAAACUAAACAAAAGACUUACAGAGAAAAAAGCCCGUUGUUUAAACGAGGAAGAUUUGGUACUCUAUCCAUUAAAGCAUAUCGGAGUGUAG
This is a messenger RNA of Bathycoccus prasinos, 210 nucleotides long. NCBI's taxonomy places the organism in Eukaryota, Viridiplantae, Chlorophyta, Mamiellophyceae, Mamiellales, Bathycoccaceae. The record is from the annotation of a RefSeq genome assembly.